AUGCGUGGCAUGAAUGAAGGAGCAGACACUGACUGGUAUUACAAACUCAACAAGGAUGGUCGAGAAUUUGUCCGCUACAACAAACACAAAUACUACAGAUUAAAAUUCACAUCUACAGGUUACAGUGGGAAAUAUCAGUGUUCUGACAACUGGACUCAGAUAUUCAGCGGUGAGACGAUCACUCUGACAUGUGAGGUGCAGGAAGGAGGUGAACCCACUGAGUGGUAUUAUGGAUGGAGAGUACCCAGGCAAACCACACAGUGGACACAGAGUAUUUACUGGACAUUCAGAGUUUUUGAGUCCAGCAGUGGAGACUACAUGUGUAAGAGUCGACGCAGAGAUGACUCAUAUUCUUCAACAGAGUGGAGUGAAGCCUUCACACUGUCAGUAACAAGUCAACCAAAGGCCCAACUGAGAGCUGAUAACACAGCUGUUCCAGUAGGGGGCAGUGUGACUCUGACCUGCUCUGUGAACCCAUCAUCAUCAUCAUCAUCAUCUGGAUGGAAAUACUACUGGUACAGAGAUGAGAAACACUCUGAACCUCUGACCACACAAGAUGCACACAAGAUCCUCUCAAAUGGACAAAUCAGAGUCUCACAGGAAGGACUCUACAGGUGCAGAGGAGGAAGAGGAGACCCAGUUUACUACACAGAGUACAGUCAGUCAAUUAGGAUUGGGAAAACUGUGUCAAACAAAGCUGUUGUGACUCUGCAUCCAAACUGGACUGAGAUAUACAGAGGAGAGACGAUCACUGUCAGAUGUGAGAUCCAUGGAGGAGACACUGAGUGGGAUUAUGAAUGGGAAACAAACAGAUACACAAAACCUCCAAAUCAAAAUGAAUACAGGAUUAGAUCUGCUUCAUCAUCCAACAGUGGAAACUACCGCUGUAAGGGCCGAAUGAAAAGUUCACAGAAUAAAACAACAGAGUGGAGUGAUUCAGUCACACUGACAGUUUCUGACAGUAAGUAG
This is a messenger RNA of Archocentrus centrarchus (flier cichlid), 969 nucleotides long. RefSeq lists its product as uncharacterized. The coding region runs from base 1 to 969 and encodes 322 amino acids. Gene Ontology annotation, molecular function: transmembrane signaling receptor activity. Gene Ontology annotation, biological process: cell surface receptor signaling pathway; immune response. Gene Ontology annotation, cellular component: external side of plasma membrane. Lineage: Eukaryota; Metazoa; Chordata; Actinopteri; Cichliformes; Cichlidae. The transcript is spliced from 4 exons. The record is from RefSeq and is a predicted model, not a curated record.